Molecule: messenger RNA, 516 nt
Organism: Acyrthosiphon pisum (pea aphid)
Lineage: Eukaryota; Metazoa; Arthropoda; Insecta; Hemiptera; Aphididae
Product: putative RING finger protein C32D5.10
Exons: 4
Coding region: 1-516 (171 amino acids)
Biological process (GO): protein polyubiquitination; protein monoubiquitination
Molecular function (GO): ubiquitin protein ligase activity; metal ion binding
Source: RefSeq, a predicted model, not a curated record
AUGGACAUUCUUAAUAACGAAUCUACUGGGCAGCCUUCCACACCAGAUCCACAAUGUUCAAUUUGUUUGAAUGAAUUAAACAAUAAAUGUUACACUAAUGCAUGUGAACAUUUAUUUUGUUUUGAUUGUUUACAACGAUGGUCAAAUACAUGCUUAGAACAAUGUUCAAUUUCAGAUCCAACUUGCCCAUUAUGUAAGCAAACUUUCAGAUACAUUUAUCAUUCAUUUGAUGAUCUAGGCAUCUUUGAAACAUAUACUGUUCCUACACUACCGAGUCCAAGCCCAGCAAAUGAACAAGAAUUUAGGCAAAUAGCAUUUAGUAACAGAAUGAUCGUGCCAAUUCUUAUAUAUAUGAAUCGUCAAAACCACACAAGAAUGAGUACCAUACGGAGGGAAAUAAAGUUGGACGAAUUGGGCAACAAUUAUCGUCAAUUAAAUCAUCACUCGCCUCGGAACUUUAUAUUCAGAAAUCCUACUUCAUUAAUGUUUGGUAUUGAUGAUAAUUUUGUUAAGUGA